GCGGCGGGCAACGCACUAGACCACGCCGCGGGCUGUGUUCGCUGUGCGCAGGCGCAGUUCAGCGGAGCUGCGAGUGCCGCGGCGGAGGUGGAGGCCGGGGGGAAGUGAAUGGUUUUACCCAGCGGGCCCCGCGUUGGCCCUCGCCUCAGUGGCUUCAGUCGUGCCUCUUAUCCUAUCUUUGUGGGGCCAUGGCGUUCACGUUCGCUGCCUUCUGCUACAUGCUGGCGCUGCUGCUCACCGCCGCUCUCAUCUUCUUCGCCAUCUGGCACAUUAUAGCAUUUGAUGAACUGAAGACUGAUUACAAGAAUCCUAUAGACCAAUGUAAUACACUCAAUCCUCUUGUACUUCCAGAAUAUCUCAUCCACGCUUUCUUCUGUGUCAUGUUUCUCUGUGCAGCAGAGUGGCUUACACUGGGUCUCAAUAUGCCACUCUUGGCAUAUCAUAUUUGGAGGUAUAUGAGUAGACCAGUGAUGAGUGGACCAGGACUUUAUGAUCCUACAACCAUCAUGAAUGCAGAUAUUCUAGCAUACUGUCAGAAAGAAGGAUGGUGCAAAUUAGCUUUUUACUUACUAUCAUUUUUUUACUACCUAUAUGGCAUGAUUUAUGUUUUGGUGAGCUCGUAAGAUGAUAUUCAGCAGACUCAGUCCAGUUAAAGUGCAUGCAAAAGCCACAAAGUUGAAAGGAUUCUGUCCAACAAGAACCUGUUUCCAAGAUUAGCUUAUGGAAUAUGAUCAGUUACUUUAAAAAAAAAACAAAAAAGACUCCUUAUUUUUAAAAUGUUUCCACAUUUUUUAUUUGUGGAAAGACUUUUCAUAUGUUAUGCUCGGACAAAGAAAUUAAAUGGAAUUACGUAUAAAUGAAUAUAAAAGGAUUACCUCUGGUAUUGACAGGUUUGAACUUGUACUCCCUAGGAACAGCCAUAAUUUUCUGAAUAAUUGCAUUAAUUAUUGACUGUCCUUAGCCUAUUGGAAGUUUUUGUUUACAGGAGCUUAUAGUAGCUUAUUUUGGUUCUAUUAAAAUACUAAUUAUAAAUUAGCUGUAGAGAUCAAGUGCUUUUGAAGGACUAAAAACUGUAUAUGUGACCUUGUGGAAAACCUCACAGGUUUCUUCAUAUAUUAUGUAGAAGAUUACAUGGAUAUAUUUGCAAAAAUAAGGUUGAUGGGAUUUUUUUUCUUAACAUUUGAAUAUUAGCCCUAUAUAUUGCAUGGCCUAGGAAUUUCCCAUAAUAUUUCCAUACAACUCAUAUACUUUAAUACUAAGAAAAUAUAUACUAAAUUAUCUUGGAAUGCAUUUAAAGUUAUUUUAAAUGUCUUCAUUUGUAGAAGUCACUUAGUAAGAAAUUCGGUAUUCUAAUUAUUGUUAUAAUCCAGUGAUAAGAUAUUCUUAAGGACUUGGCAAGUUAUACCAUAGAUGUUCAGAACAGAAAAUGAGAGAGAAUAUUGUGUAACUACCCUGCUGUUCCUUAGUUCAAUACAAUAAAAGUCUAAAAUUAAGACUUCUUUUCAGUGCAUUGUUUUAAAGACUGCAGAGAGCUACUUAAAAUUGCUUUAUCUACAACCACAAUAAAUACAUUAGUUAUAUUUUUAGACCAGUAUUGUUAUGGGGUUUUUUAAAAAAUCUAUUCCUGGGUGGAAAAGGGGCAUUUAAAAUUUUUAGGCACACUAAUCCUUGAUUUUGACAGACUCAUAUAAUUGAAUUUUUUUCACAUUUGUUUAGAGUUUAAAUGGCACUUUAAAAAAAUUUUAAUGAGUUUUAAUUUUUUUAAAAAAUAAAUUUAUUUCUGGCAAAAUUCUUUUAUUCUCUAGACUGUUGCCUUCUCUUCUGCUGUGGUAUAUAUCAAUCAUAGUAGCUUCAAGUUUUAUUUAGUAAGUGUCCUUAAGAUUUAACAUCAAGUUGAGGCAGGUAUAUACAGAAUUUCUUGGUCAUAAUUAGCCUAAGUUAUAUGAACACAUUAAAAUGAAUAUUUUCACAAAGUGGCAAAGUGGACUUUUUUAUCAAUUGUAAAAACUGUGUUAAAUGUUUUUCCUAAAGUAGAUGUUAUUUUCUGUAUAGUUAAAAGUGAAAUGUUUUAAAAUUCUACCAUACUCAUUUGGGAUAGUGGUUAGAAAUAGUAUUUUGAUAUAAAAAUCCAUGACCCUUUUCUUUCUUAUCCUCUCUUCCAUACUUUUUGGUAUCUUUUCCCCAAUAUCCUCUCCAAAUAAAAAGCAAAUAAUUUUCCAAGCUACAGGAAAAUACUACAACGUAAUGAAGAAUUUUAAAUUAGCAUUUCAUAGAGUUUAAGGUACUUCAGGGUUUUUUUCUGUUAUUUGGCUCAUCUCCAGGAUUCAAUAUUGGAUAUUUUCUUUUUAUUGGAAUCAAGUUUUACAAGAUACUUAAGUUAAAAAUUUUUUUUAUCAUUUAAAUCCUAAUUAACACUACCAUUUUUUUUAAACUCAUACCUUCUGUCUCAAAAAUCAGUUCUGUGUAUUGCUUCCAAGACAGAAGAGCAGUAAGGGCUAGGGAAUGGGAGUUAAGUGACUUGCCCAGGGUCACACAGCUAGGAAGUAUCUGAGGCCAUAUUUGAACCUAGGACCUCCCAUCUCUACGUCUGGCUCUCAAUUCAUUGAGCUACCUAGCUGCCCCAAUGCUACUUUUAAAAAUAUGAAAGCCUUUUCUUUCUACCUAACAUAGGUAGACUGAUUUUAAAUGUAUAUCAUAAUACUUUAAUAUACAAAGAGGAUAUAUAAGAUGCUCUAAAACUCUUAGUGCAUUUUAAACUUUAAUAGCUUUAUGUGGUCAGUAGACUACAUUAAUAAUUCCUUGAUGCAAAUAUAACAUUGUAUUGAAAUAGAUCAUUUCACAUAACGUUUGGUUAUAAGUCCUUCACUGUUUAGCUGUCAUUUGAUGAAAAUAUCCAUUUGAGUAGUAUGUAUAAAUGCUAAGAAAUUUUACACACAACAUAGAAUCAUCCCCUUCCCCCCCCCCCCCCACACACACACGUUGGGUUCAUGGCCUGGGGAAGUAUUCUGUUUUAAAUUGGGGGCAAGAGGUCACAGAUAAAAGGUGCAUAUACAAUUAAAAGUACCAAAAGUCUUUGCCAAGUAAUGUGAAUACUUUGAAGAGAAACAGAAGGCAAAGAUGGCCAGAAAACAAUUUUGGAUAAUGUGUUGUUAUAACAGGUAUCCAGGAAAUCCUGACCAGAUCUAGGUAUUCAAAUAGAUUUAUGCCUAAAGGGCUACUAGUACCCAUUUUCUGAGCUCUGAUCCAGAGAAUGGGGCCUUGGCUUUGAGUCACAGAUAGGUGAAGAAGCCGUAAGCCAUAAACUAACAAUGGCACAGUUUAGCUGAAGCAUAUUUGCAGGGACCAUUUGUCUAUAGUUUUGCAGCUCCUAUAGAAAAUAUUCUUUACCAUUGGCUUUCCCUACCCCAAAUCAUCCACACAUUUUGUAAAAUGUCAAAUUUUUAAUGUUUCAAAUACAAUUAAGCUGAAAUACAGAUCUAGAAAUAUAAUACCUUCUUAGGUGGCUCUUGGUUUGGAACAAACAAAACAUAGCCCCUUUUAUACAGUAUUGCAAAUGCAGUGUUUGUUGGAGCAUUAGUUUUUAUGUAAGUUAACAUUAGGAUGUACCUUAAAAAUCCUAAUAUACAGUAGCAGAUUUUCAGUUGGUUUAGAUGUUUUGUACCAAGAAACCUAUUGAUAUCACAAAUGCACUUAUGUGGUAUCUCUGAUCUUUCAUAAGCCUUUAUAUAAACGUUGUGGGGCUGGUAAGGAACAGUACAAUAUAACAAAGUUAUUCGGAAGCACCAAUGAACAAGAACUAUGUUUUGACAUAGCAAAAAGAAUUUCAGUGGACAAGAAAAUGUUGAUAAUUGUGAAUCACUAGUAGUGGAAGAUACUCAAAUUUUUUGCAACUUUUUACACCAGUUAUGUGACAUAUUUUAUGUGACAAUUUAUAAUGUGAAAUUAUUUUACCAGAAACUCUUUAGUAUUAGUAUUGUACUUGUUUAUCACUGGGCAAAAAAUAUUUUGGUAUUAAUAAAUCUCAGUGAAUCAGUACAUAAUAGCUUAUGUUGAGGAAAAAGUAAGUUUCUUCUGAUUUUACAGCUACUACUAGAUGAGAUGACUAUCUAGAUUUAUAAAGGAUACUGUUUUAAGUUAGACUGAAGAUUUAUCCUUGAUUGCCAAAUUUUAACUCUGGCAUUUGGUUUGUUGGGAGUUGGAAAACAGUAUUUACUAUGUGUGCUGCUACAAUGUAGUAAUGGUAUCACUUUCCAAGCACUAGUUGUUUAAAUAAAGCUCGAUGUAAAAACUGAACAUCUAUUUAGAGAGCAUCUUUAUGUACUUCAGAAUUGAGAUUUCAAAUUUUAAGUAAACCGUCAGUUUUUUCCUAUAUGUGUUUUUCCUUGGUUACAAUUUUCUUGUCUUGGAAGUAAUGGUGCAAUUAAGAAGAAUAGUAGUAGAACAAGAGAUAAGUAUGGGUAUUAAGGCUGACAAGAAAAAAAAUGUAGUUUAUUUCAGCAUUUUGCUUGUUUUCUUUAAAUUAUCAAGUUUUAACCUUACAGGAUUUUAUAAAUGACCAAAGAAAAUGCACUUAAAAUUGGUCCUCAUAGCUCAAUUGAAUUUUUUCUGCAUUUGUAUAUUUAAUAAAAACUGUCACAAAGUA
Messenger RNA from Monodelphis domestica (gray short-tailed opossum), 4642 nucleotides. It is a transcript of the gene CNIH1, whose product is annotated as cornichon family member 1. The record is from RefSeq and is a predicted model, not a curated record. Lineage: Eukaryota; Metazoa; Chordata; Mammalia; Didelphimorphia; Didelphidae. Gene Ontology annotation, biological process: vesicle-mediated transport.